AAAACAAAAAAUAGGCAUGUGAUCAUUUUUUUCUUUCUGAAAUUUUGUGAUAAACGAAUUCCAGACUUUGCUGUAGGUGCUAUUGCCUAUCGGAUAGUCCUGAUCAACCGUCCUGAAAAUUAAACCUGAAAGUUCCUAUUAUUUAAUAAUUACUUAGAUCCUGGCUGUUUAUAAUAAACUUAGAACUAUACUGUGCCUACACACCGGGUAUCGAAGUUCCAGUCACGGCCAAUAAAUACAUGUGGAUUAACCUCAAGAACUAACGGCUCUACUUCAGUUCUGCAGACUAGGUGGCAUACCUCAAGAGAACAGUUCUACUCCCGGGUCAAGUCGGCCUUACGCUUCAGGUGUCACAACAAUUACCACACAACAAUAUCUGCAAGACACCGGAUCGUGUGACCGAGAAUUCCUUCUCUGGAGUUGAUGUAUUGAAGGGGUAUCCGCUGCUGUUGGUACUGUGGUUCUCUGGAACGCCGCUAGAGGGACGACAGCCAAUAGCAAACAGCUGCCUAACCGCUCACCGCUUAAAGAAAGAAUUAAAAGAAGAAGAAGACAAGGGGAAAAAAGAAGAGCGAUUUUUUAUAUCCUACACAGACCAGUUGUCCCGUGGCGGCUGUUUUUGCUUUUGUUUUUCUAAUAAAAAAUUCAUUUAAGGGAAACCAUUACAACGUAUUAGAACUUUACCUUAUACAAGAGGCUACAUAGAUAACUGAGCAAUCUAAUUUAUGCAUUGAGAAUGAGAAGAACUUGAACGGUGUAAACGUAUAGGAAUUACUGUGGCUAUAAUCAAAGAAAUCAACUAACAUCCUCCAUGUGCAUGAAGUGCAGUGAAUGUUUGCAAAAGGUGAAUGAGUAGAGCAGAGAAUAUUAGAAGAAAAAACAACUCUAACCAAGAAGUUUUUACCUCGACUCAAGACAUCAAGAUAAACAUCGGGCGAUAUAACUUGUAAAUGAUCUUGAAGAAAAAAAAGAUUAGCAGGACAAGAACAUUGGUAACACACAGAAUAAAGACAUAACAACCAGUCACGAUAAGUACAGGAAUAAACACAGAAUAUAACAGGAAGAGAUACAGGAGACAGAAGACUUCGGAUCUUUUGCCAACAAUACCUCGCGAAGUUUUCCAAUUGUUACACGAUAUUUCAACUGACCAGUAACUUUCCCAAUUCUUAACCACAAUCCUACCGAAUAACAGUCCUACUGCACCAAUCCAGAGUUGACUGUCAAGAGACCAACCUCUGCUUUCCAAACUACUGCUGGAAAGCAGAACCAACGAUCACUAUAAAUCCCAAAUACGACGAUAUUACCUUCAACCAGCGUAUACAAGAUCGGUCUGUCGUGGAUUUUCUACAGAACAACUCCAUCCUCAGCGGCGGAACCAGUAACUCCAGCACCCGCGCUUCCACCUUCAACAAUUACUUCUCUGAUUCGACACGGUUUUUUGACCACACACGCGUCAACAUUACGGACAUAACGACGACAUACACGACGCCUUUAGACCUCCGAGCGACGCCGAUACCCGACGCCUCCUCCAUGUCGGCAGACGUGCAGCAGCAGUCGGCGCGGUCCGUCUUCAAGAUGAACCCCGACUUCUGGCAGCAGGCGAGGGGACCGCCGUCAAUGCCCCCGGGGCCCAACCUGGGGCAGCCGCCCACCGGGGGUGGAGGUGGAGGCGGUGGGGGCGGAACACCGGCCACAGCUACCGGGGUACCAACACCGCCAGGCGUCGGAGGUGGUCUCAACAACACACCAAAUAAUACAGGUGUCAACAGCAAUCAGGGUGGCGGUGGAAAUGGGGGUGCAGGAGGCGGUUCAACAACUCCAGACUCCAAGAUGAUGACAGAGAAGCUAGUCAACGAAUUACAGUCGCGUUCAAAUUCCGCAAUAAGCGACAGAACGCUUGAAGAAUGCUGGUCGACGCUUCAACGAGUGAGUUGGCAUCUCUUCCGUUGUAUCUUCAUGCACAAAUCGGCAAUGCAGAUGCAUGCUCGGGAAGCUGUUGUCGCUCAUCGCAGCGAGGUGAAACCUCACCAGUGCCAACAGUGUCUCAAAUCGUUCUCGUCCAACCACCAACUGGUACAGCACAUCCGUGUUCACACGGGAGAGAAGCCCUACAAGUGUUCGUACUGCGACCGUCGCUUCAAGCAACUUAGUCAUGUGCAGCAACAUACCCGACUUCACACCGGAGAGAGACCCUACAAGUGCCACUUGCCUGAGUGUGGUCGCGCCUUCAUCCAACUCAGCAACCUGCAGCAGCAUCUGCGCAAUCAUGAUGCGCAAGUGGAACGCGCGAAGAACCGACCGUUCCAUUGCAACAUCUGCGGAAAAGGAUUCGCUACGGAGUCGAGCCUGAGGACUCACACGUCCAAGGUAGGGACCCAACACGCUGCCCUGAUUGGCGGUCCCAACGCCACGUCCUGCCCGAUCUGCCACAAGUUGUUCCUCGGCGGUGAGGCCCUCAUGGAACACAUGAAACACACACAUAAGGACCCCAAUGCUUCCGGAGUUGCAAAUCCGUAUUUAGCGAAACGGAGGACAGCCAACCACCCCUGCCCCGUGUGCGGGAAGCACUAUGUGAACGAGGGUAGCCUGAGGAAGCACUUGGCCUGCCACCCCGAGACCUCGCAACUCACCACGUCUCUCAGGAUGUGGCCUUGUUCCGUGUGCCAGGCCGUGUUCACGCAUGAGUCAGGGUUACUCAGCCACAUGGAGCACAUGCGGAUGGACCCCAAGCACCAGUUCGCGGCCCAGUACGUGUUGAGCCGAGCGGCCGCCGAACGCCGGGAGAGGGAGUCUCUUCUGGCGGCAGCCGUUGCAGCAUCAUCAGCUGGGGGCCUAGCUGGACUUGGAGGCGGCGGACCGUCGUCCAUGUGUGCCAGUCCGUCCGCGCACUCGGAUAGUUCCUCAGGAGGUGGCCGGCUCUCCAGCACGGGUUCUGAACCCGGCGGAAUCAUGAACAACAACAAUAACAACAACAAAUUGGGCGACAUAUUGGGCGGUCGAGGAGGCAAUGGUCUGCAGCAGCAGUACGGGGCGGAAGAGCUGCACAACGCGAGUCGCAUGGCCGCCAUGGUAGCCAUGGUGGGCCAGUCUUCGGCAGGAGUGUCAGGAGGCCUAGGGAGCCCCGGACCUGGAGGUAUCGGCGUCGACUCCAGCGCCGCGGCCGCCGUCCAGGCAGCGGCUGUGAACCUCGCAGCUGCCAUGAGAAUGGGCGCUUCAGGACUCGGAGGAGUGGGGUCUCCAGGUGGCAACAGUGGGAACAACGGCUCUGCUGGAGGCCCCGGUUCAUCGACCCCUCCCACGUCUGGGGACGGUGGCGUCUCGGCAGCACAGGCUCAGGCGGCCAUGAAUGCGGCUAUGCGCGCCGCGUCCAUGGCUGACUCCAUGAGGUCCAUGGAUGCAGCUAUGAGAUCUUCAAUGGCUGUAGACUCAGCAAUGCGGCUGGACUCCAUGGCGGGUCACCACCACGGCGGACCUCAGAGUCAUCACAAUCACCAGCAAGCUUCAUCGGAGGCGGCGGCCCUUAGGAUACACCAAGCUGAAGCACUUUUGCGGUCCCAAGCCGAGGCGGCACUCCGGCUAGCGGUCAGUCAGGCGGCAGCCGUCGCGGCGUCGAGUAACAACGCGUCCGCGGGAGGCGACGGAAAUUCAGCGGCGCUGCGGCACCACAAUAUGGCAGCUGCGGCACACAACGGCAGUGGUGGGAACAACAACGGAGGCGGCAUGAACCACCAUCAUGCACAUCACAACCAGGUGUCGCCCGACCUGAGCGAAGCCUUGCGGUUACAGGAACAACGGCUAGAGCAGGCUCUGCGACUUCAUGGAGGUGAUCCUCGUGCACUGGGCUUCAGCCUGUCCGGCACCUCUGGAAACUCACAGAACCAACAGCAGCAACAAAACAACCCAUGAAGACUUGGUUAUUAUUAAACCAAUAAUGCAGGAAAAAUUAAGCAUGGAAUAAACUAUAUGCAUGUGAAUUUAUAUAUAAAUAAUAUUGAAACUACAGGUAGUCCGAAUAAGUAGGGAAGAACAAAUUAUAUGUGUGAUUUUUGUUAUUAAAUAUAUAAUUUAAGACAAAAUGAAGAUAAUGUGCAAGUUUUCUGAAGAAGGGAAACGGAAUGCAAAUACUGUGUAACCAACUCCACCGUUAGCCAAGCAAGAUGUAGAGUAACAAAUGUACAUGACAGAUAGUAUGUUGUUACAAUUGCUCUGAGUGUCUGUACAUAUAUACACGUGUGUGUGAUUGUGAUAAAAACUAGUUUAUUUUUCCUUGAAAGAAACAACAAAAAAUGUUGCCAAGAUAACAAGAUUAGUUCGGAAAUUUUUUUCGAUCAAACAAAUGCAAAUAAAAUAUUACGAAAAUAAUUUUUUCCAUUUGGUACAACAAAAUAUUAAAAACAGAAAAUUUAAGCAAACACAAGCUGUCGAUGUUUUCAAAUGUUAACCAUUUAUUUUUAAAUAACAAUUCCUACUAUUUUCUUUAUAAAAAUCACCAGACAAUUAGUGAAAUGAGUAUAUAUAUAUUAUAUAUUAGUUAUUAAUAAGACUGCGCAAUUUAGUUCGAAAAGAAACAUUGGCUGUGAUUAUCAUUAUUUUUAUUUAGGAUAGAGUCAAAACUUUUUCAGUCUAUGAGACUAUUAUUUAUCGAAUUAGUUCCUUUUAUGUUUUGUCUUUAUGGCUUUAAUUUCUUUUUUUUUUUAAUCGAUAUUUAAAAAUAGCACGGGGAUUAGCCAUAAAACGGACAAUAUAUUUGAAGCAAUAUUUUAUUAGUCAGUUUCAGAAAGUGUUUAUCUUCAGUUCAUAAUCACAGUAGCUGCUAUUAUUAUGCGAUCUGUUUUUAGUUUGUUGCGCAGUUUCCGGUUAGGUUAUAUGCGUUCGACUUAAUAGUGUGUGUGUGUGAAUGGUUCGAGUGAAUGGUAGGAAGUCUUUUCUGUAUUUUUAACCGAAAUGUUGAGGAAACAAAGUAACAUCAUAACGCGAAAUAUUAUUAAAAUUGUGACAUUACUUUAUUUCGACAACACUCCCGUUAUAGCUCAACGUAAUCAUAGGAUCUCUGUACAAAUUGCCUAAAACUGAACUACAAAACUAUUGGAUACAGAACGUGACGUAAAAGCCACGUUAAUUUUUAUGUACAAACAAAAACAAUAACUACCUACAUUAAUAGUUCCGUAAUUUUCAGUUCUUUUGUCUCCAGUUGGGGUAAUAUGUUAAUAGUUCACAUAACAAUAAUCGUUCAUGUCACUUUUUAUAUGUCGAAUGCUACAAUACACAGUACAGUUACAAUACAGUUUUCUAUCAUGGUCGCCCUGAAACCAACCCUUGAUUGUUACCGCAAUGACAAACAUCGCGUGAUUUCAGAUGGCCUUGGUAAACACAAUAUUCAGUCAUGGGUUGCAUGCACAUUUAGUUGGUCGAUACACAAAACCAAUUUUAAAGUACCGAAAUAUGAUGAACACAAGAAUACAGUAUUGUUCAAACACAAGAACCGGAAACAACAUCAGUAAAUAUUUAUAAAACUGUGUUGCCAUGUUGACAUUUUGAAUUCAUUUCACUUUCAAGUUUGAAACUGAUUCUACCAGAUUAAAUAAAAAUUACAGUGUUUUUUAAGUUUGUUUUACCUAGAGGUCAACGACAGAAACUCUAAUUCUCAAGCCUAUAUAUCGGUUCGAAUCCAGAAUUUGUUAAUAGAGUCAGAAAAGGAAGGCAUAUACAAAAAAAAAGCUAGAACAAAAAUACUGGGAAGAGCAUUAGAAUUAAAUUUGAAAGAAGAAUAUCUAUGGGUUGAUCCAUAACAAGAUAUUUUAUCCAAGCGUUGAAAGACAUUAGGAAGAAAGGAAAGAACUGGCAAGAAAUUGAAAGGAAAGAUUGUGGGAAGAAGGAAGAAACAGGAGAAUUUUCAUUCAUCAUCCUUUAAUAAACGGAAAUGAUUCUAAAAGAAAAGGACUAAGUUUGAAGGUCACGAACUUCCAGAAAUACAAGGGAAUAAUUUGCAUGGUUGCUUCUUUACUUAAUAAAAACAUUUCGCGCCAUUUUGAAGGAUCUGUAUGAUUUAUUUCUUAGUUUAUUUCACUCUAGAUUGGAUGAAUACAGAAAUUUACAAAACCGAUAAAAUAACAAAUUAUGACCCCUUCAUAACUAGCCUGAAGUCAUUGUUCGGUGUUUGCUCUUCAAUACGCAGAAGAACUACCUUGUUUACUAGAAACGUAAUAUUGUGCAGGAUACUGGUUAUUACAUUGAGGAGUCCCGGCUGAAUGAAUCGGCCUAAUGUUUGUCGUGUUUCUUGAAAGUGAAUUUGACCAUCAGGUGUUCAGCAUGGCAAGAUAUUUUCAUUAACAGAACCGGUACACAUAAAACAGCUCAUACAUAAAUAGAACAUGUUAUUUUUAUUUUUGUGUGCGAACAGGACUGUGGAACGUUUACGGUUUACUCAUAACACCAUCUCGUAGCAUCUUCCAGUGAUUUUAAUUCCCAUUAAAUUGUAAAGUAGAUAUAAUACAUGUUUCUCAGGUUUCUGUUAGGUAUAAAAUGUAAAAUUUAUUUAAAAAAUAUCGUAAUAUAAUAUGAGAUAUCACUAACGGCAGCAGUCAUAAUUUAUGUACUGCACGGCUUGUAUUUACUUUAACAAAAUCGGCCACUUAGAUUCUAUAAACAAAAAGUUUAUUUCAUUUACACUGCGCAGGGAUGAUAUAAAUCCUAACUUCAAAUUUGAAAACGAGUGGUUUUUAAAAUUGCUCGGAAGAUGUUUCUGUUCGAAAACAAAACCUAAUAUUCUGAAUAUAUGUGUAAAAAGGCCAAAAUUGCAUGACACGACAUUGUUUCUGAUAUUCCAUUUCGAACUACAAACUUAACAACAAAAAUGAAGCUGCCUUAGUAAUAUGUAGAGAGUGUAGAUAUAUUGACAGUAAAUCGAAACAUAAAACUGUUUUGUUCUCACACCAAUGGCCUAAAAGCUGACGUUCAAAACAACAGUUAUUUUGCAAUAGCCAUCUUAUGUAACCACCUGUAUAUACAAACGUUCGGAUCAUUAAUUUUUUUACCACAAAUUAAAUAUCAAGCAAAUACAUUCUGAGUCCAACACUCAUGUUAUGUAUUAUUGUUCAAACACUUAUCAUAUGAUUUACAAUAGCCCAAUGCAUUUUGAGUCUGACACUCAAAUGUACCAUAUUACACAUGCCACAUAUGGAAAAAAUGUUUUACAAUAAGUUACAAUAGCCCAAUACACCUCGAGUCUGACACCUUGGUGUACCACAUACACAAACUUUAUGCGACGGUUUUUCCUGCAAUAGCCCGAAUGCAUAACGAGUCUGACACUCUUAUGCAAAUACAUACUCACUACUCAACUCUUUAAACAAAAUAGCCGCCACAGUAAUAAAUAUAUAAUAUAGAGUGUGACACUCUAAAUGUAUAUGUCUCAAAUGGAUAAAAAGUUUUGGGGAUAACUUUUCUUGCAAUAGCCCAAACACAUACGCAGUAGCAACACUCGUAUGUGCAAGCCACAGCGUCAUAGUAUAACCAGUACAUAAUAAGUCUGCAACUUUAUGUAUCAGAAUGAACAAUCUACAUGCUGCAGCCUGCUGUCAAUCAUUUACAAUAGCCCAAAUACAUAACGAGUCCCGUACUCUUAUGUACUAUAACACAAAAAAGGGUAUUUUGCCUGUAAAUCAUGUUGUGCAUAAUUGCUUGUCCCUUUAAAUGAGAAAGUGGAUGUAGAAGGAGACGAGGAACAGAGUUUCAAGCACACUUAGGGCCAAGUAGCCAAAGCAUGACAUGAUUCAAUGUCGUAAUGAGAGAAAUAUGCCAUGGUUUAUGGACAGAGGACCCUGGAACAGAAAUGUGCCACAAUUUACAAUAGUUAGUACACAUGCUGUGCAGUACAACACUGCAACGUGUCCACAAUACACUUUUACAAAAUGCUGCAGUUAUGUAGUAUUUUAAUAUAAAAACCAACAUCAAGGUGAAUCUCCACAGAUUCAUUGUAUCUACUUAUUUUAUUUUUUAAAAUAUCAGUUUUCCAUUGUAUUAUUAAAGAACGUUUAAAUCAUUGUUAUUAAAAAUACAUAGAGUCGGAAACUUGUUAUGUAAACUCUACACAAUAGCCAAAUACAUAUGCUAGAAGUGACAUAAUAUCACUUUCGAAGUGUAUGUACGACAUUUUAAAAAUAAAUUUAAAAUAAAUAGGCCUACAGUUGAUCACCAGUUGUGUUACCGGCACAAUUUAAUCACUUUUUGAUUCAAUUGUUUGGGAACAUGUUUAGCAACACAAUUUAAUAUAACACAAAUAAUUAUGUAAAGCAUAAUUAGGUGCAGAAGUAUUUAUGUUACCAGUUUACAUUUUUCUACAUUGUUUUCUCAGUAUCAAUACUGAUGUUUUAACAACUCUCAAAAUUCAAAAUUAUCUCAAGAGGCCUACAAAUGUGUAUCGAAAUUAUUGAUAAGCAAGUUUUGUUUUACAGUAGCGCUCAGCGUACUCAAUGUACGUCGGUUUUUGUUCAUAUCGUGGAUUCGUUGCGCGGUCUCAUCUUUAAUAACUGUUUGUUUUCUUCCAUUGUACAACAUGGAAUAUGUUCGUCUUAUACCAGUUUUUCAACCACUAACUAAGAUAUCUCUGUUUUAAAACUUGCAAUCCAAAAAUCCAUGAAAAAAAUGUAACAGAUAAGUUUUGUGUGUCCCAAAUAUGAAGAUAGUAUGAACGAAUGAAAGGUUUUUGGGGCAUAGAGUGGGGUCUUUUGCAAGGGCCACUUUUUGGGGUUUGGCUGUUAUAAGAUUUUCUCUUCUCUCGGCCACUCAUCUUCCAUCCAUCUUGAUUCGAGAGAUAGUGGAAUACAGAACUAAUAUUAAGUGACCCGUUGUACAGGAUUUGCUGGUCUAUUUUUUAAUAUCCCAGGCUUCCCCAUUGAUAUGUUUAACGCUAAAAAUGUAAUUUCAACCCAACUUAUAUAUAUUUUUACUGAAAGAAAAUUGUUACAUGUAAAAUUAAUAUUAAAAGGAAAUUUUCUAAUUUAAUAUACAUUCAGUUGGGUCAUUUUUUAGCUUGUGAAUGAAAAAUUACAGCGGUUUCACAAUUUUGUUUUUUAUUGUGAAAUUAAGUAUCACAUUUCCUUAAUCUGUACACGAGUAAGAUAAUCGGACAUUGCUGCUUGCAGCGAAUAAUACAGUUCAUAUUCCUAGUGAUGAAUGCAACAAAACAUUUUUAUUUAAAAACAACCAGUUCGAUAAUGAACAUAUUUUGGAAUAAAAUUUAAACCGAGAAAAUUAUAUCAAAUUUAUUAAACACCAUAUAUGCAAUAAUGCCCUAUUCCCACUCUAUUGUCUUCGUUCAUUCCUUCAUUACAUCUCUUAAAAGUCUGUGAACUUGCAACCAUGAAAAGUUGGUUCAUAUAUUUACAGUAUUUGUCGCAGUGGAACAAUUGAAUAUUGAGAGAAAUUUUGAAGCACAAACAUUAGAAAUGAACAUACAAAAUUUUUCCUGACGUACAUGAAAGCAUCUUCAAUAUCAGAACGAUUUUUUCUAUGGUUCUUAGACAAAUAGAAGUCCCCAAAUUAUAUAGAACGCAGUGGGAGUCUUGAAGAACGUAGACAUAAAACUUCGUGAAAGUCGUUCCGAGAUUUUAGGAAGCUAUAUUUUUCCUAAUCAUCAUACAUAUUUAAAAACCACUCACUCGAAUUAAGUUUAACUCAAAAGAAUCUCUCAGUGAGUUUCCAUGCGCUUUCCUUUCUCGGCAUGACAGAUACGCGUAGCACAUAACCGAUUUUAAACAAAAUCUGGAUUUAUUUUAAAAACCGGAGAAAUUAUGGGGCGUCCUAUUUGGCCUUGAAAGCCAAGUCACGCGACCUGAACAACGAAGCCUUCAAAUUUAACCGCUCACGACUUACUCCUAAGGAGUUAUGUCCACAAUGCAGUGAAUAAGUAUAAUAGGCAGGUCUCUGACUAAGAUGAACUGAAACUACAGACCACCGACAGUAAUAACACUUCCAUAUAUGGGCUAAAAUCAAUUACUGGCCUGAUGUCUACCUUCCCGCAAAAGGUGCGCACUUGGAAGUUUACUUACAGAAAAUUUCUGAAUUAAAACUUAAUUCAAGUGACUUUUUUAAUAUGAAGAAUCUAUGAAUAAAAAAAAAACUCAGCCUCUUAAAAUCGUGGAUUACGUUCCUGAUGUCAUAUGCCGUACAUAGGAAUAUGUGAAUGACAAUGUUAGAUAAUAUGUUUAUGAAAAAAAACUUAUUUUUUCAUACAAAUUUACUAAGUAGUGCAAAUCAACUGUAUCAAUAUAAUUCUAUAUUAUGAAAAUAUUAUGUUUCAAAACAAGCUUAUAAAAUAGACGGAAACAGGAUCGAAGAGCGUAUAUGACAGUAUUAUUUGAACUGUUCAAAAUUAUGUUUAUAGAAAGGUUAACAUUAAUAUUAUUAAGCACUCUUGGUGAUCUGGGUAGAUCGUCUCAAAUAAAUUUAAUUAGAAGCCAUUCCCAUAUUUUAUUGUAUAUUCUAUUUACAACUGAAAUGGAAAAGUAUGAACACACAUGCCAUCCGCAAACAAACAUGAAUGUCUUUAGAGUUCUCUGUACAUAAAGUGGUUAUGUUCCCAAGCGUACAUAACAAAGUAUUUCUCUGUAACACCAGGUUUCAGUUCUUACUUGUUACAUGAUAAUAACUGUCCGUAUGUGGGCUGCACAAGCCAGCUUCAAGAAUAGUUCAAUAGUACAUGUAUAUCAUUCUACACAAUUUAUUACAAUAUUGCCACUAACAUUAUAUAUAUUAGCAGUAGAUUUAACGUGCAUGUUAUAAGCAAAGUAGAUAUUUACAAACAUAUGUAGUACAGCUUCAAGGCGCAUGUGUGUUCAGUUUUCAAAAUGGUUUGCAUUGCAGCAUUUUUUAAAGAACUUAAACAGCCUUCGUGACAAAAGAUUUCACAUAAUACAUUGCAUAACUUUAUGAAACGCCUAAUUGAAUUUUUAGUUUAAGAAAUUUUAGCUUGUCCUUGUAACUAACUAGUUUAAAGAUGUGAUAGAAUAUGUCUUCCAGAAUUAUAUUCACUUUUCCGUAAUUCUAAAAUAACGUCUGCAAUUAAGUUUCUUAAUAUAAGAGCCAAAUUAAUUUUUACGUAUUAUGUUUCAUUACUCUGUCAUAUAAGCGUGCUGCGUUAAAUGUGGCAGUAGGACAUUCAGAUUUGCGAUAUCUUACUAUGUUAAUCAUGGUAGGAAGACAUUAAAAUUUAUUACUUUCAAGUACGUUCAACCUUGUAAAGCAUUAAGUUAAUAAUUUCUGAGUAAAUACAAAUACAUAAAGGAAGAAAAUUUAUGAAUCGUUGCAUUAUAAACAUUCUUUCUAGCAAACCUCAGAGAAUACAUACAAUAAAUAUGGAAAUGAUACUAUGCGACACUUCUCAAUGUUCUUUUGUUCAUCUGCACAUUAAAUACCGCCAUACCAUUUCAGUCCAAGUUAAUUAACAGAUAAGUUUUGCUUCCAUCUUUAUUAACAUAUAGUUUACAGGAUGUUGUAGUCAAAUAGUUUUUAAUUAAUACAUAAUAUUACAGCUCAUUACACCAUAUACAGUUGAAAUGUUUCAGAACAGAAUAAGAUAAAGGUAUACUGUUAGUUCAUUGUUCUACGUUGUAGAUAACUCGCAUUAACCAAAUCCAAGCAGUUAUAAUCCACUGUAUGGUGUUCAGUUAUGAUUAUUACUAUAUUAUUAUUAUUAUUAUUUACUGCGACUAUUACUAGUUAUAACCAUUAUUAAUACCGUUAAUAACUUACUAUUAUUAAUCCAUAGUGUUCUGGAGUAAAAUGCCAACACAGGUUUCCUAGAUAUGAAUAACACUCAUUUCAUUUUAAAUGUAAAAUUUUAUCUAGUGCUCUUUUAUGGAAAAAUUAAGCGUGCAGUCAGAAAAACUUGUAAAGAGAUUUUUUAAAAUUCAUGCCUUAAGGAUAUCUAUAUUAAUUACAUGUACCAAUAUAUUCUUGGAAACUGUAUAAAAUAUUAACGGAAGGUUUCCUUAUACCUCAAUGAUUGCUGCAUAUUCAUUUACACUUCCAACUGCAAAAAGUUGGUUACGAAGGAACUUCUGAGAAACUUAUAUAUAGAUAUAACACCGUAUGUGCUGGUGCUUUAAUUCAUUACACUGUAAGAUUCUAGGUUAUGUUUAUUAAAUAAUUAUAAACAUUGCCCAACCAGUUGUGUUCUGCUGCAAAUGAUUACCAAAUUUAACCACAUAUUUUCAUUGUGUUUACUUCUGGCGUCAUAAACACAAAGUUAAGUUUACCCACUGCUUUUGUUCAUGUAUUGAUUGGAAAGAAACAGAAAGAAGAUGUUUAAUAGAUACAGAUUGUUCUGCAGUAACAAGGCUAUUAGAAAAUAAAUUGACCAGUAUUUUCCAAGCGCAGAAAUUCAGGCAUGUAACUGUAGUUCUGUCUGUGAGCAGUGCUAUAUUACUAGUGUUUACGCGAAAAACAUAGUGAUUGUAUUGAUUUCCCGAGUAACUCAGGAAGAUUGUGCUUGUGCCACUGGAUUGUAACAACAUUUUUGACAGCAUAAUGCAUAGGAAAAUAUAAAAUCUUUCGACUGGGAUAUAUAUAUAUGAAUAGAAUUCCCACCUGAUAGAAAAUACAUUUCAUUUUCGAAGAUGGUUGAUGAACAAUGUUUAUAGAAAUGACAGCUCUUUGUUCAGAUAAUCAAUCGAAAUUGGAACUGCUUGGUAAAAAAUAUGAAUUGUUGAUAAUGAAAACACGCGGUACGCAUAAUUACUAGCUCACAAUAAGGAGUUGUCUGUAUGCUAAUGAGGAUAUACGAUUAAUUACGUCAUCAUUGCAGUCAUCUUCUUUCAUUCAUAUCCAAUCAUUACAUAUUCUGCAACCACUGAAGUUUCUGUUCUUACAUUUUAAGUUCCUAUUAUAAUCAUUAUUAUGUAUUGUAACAACCAUCUUAUUAUUGUAUUCAUUAUGUUUCACGUAAUGUUGUUUACAACCUAGACUUUUUGUUUUAGGUUAUAAGUUAUGUACGUAUGUUUGUUUGUAUGUGUGCGUGUGUUUGUUGUGCACAAAACAUGAAUAUUUCAGAAAGUCUGAUUUAUUUUCUCUGUCUUUCAAAUUGUAUGAUUUGUUGUUAUUAUAUAUUGUUGUACGUGUAAUGCUUUAGUUUCUAAAAGCAAUACAGGUAUAUACAAAGCUAUAGUAACUUCAGAAGUGGUACUUACUUUCUUUUUAAGAGUACUAUAUAAUAAUUUGGUGCUGUCUUUAAUUUAUGUCAAAGAUGUAGACGAAUGAAUGAGAAUUAUUUUUAGAAGGGGGCAUAUUUUGUUAAUUUUACAUCAGUUUUGCUUAAAUGUAGAAAUAUUAUUCUGUUUUAAAUCGUCAGUUGUUUGCUGUUGUGAGGAGUGUUUUGUUAAAGUAUGACACACAACGUGAAACGUGAUUUGAAUCACACUGUGGCACAUGUGGACAAAUUUGUUUAAAUGUUUAAAGUUUUGUCAAUUUUAUUUCACAUUCAGAUAGGCAUUUGUCAUCAAUAUGUAGUUGAAAUGAUGUAGUUGAUUUUAAACUUCAUCGGUCCUUCCUGUUUGCAGGAAAGCGUUUUAAAAGUAGUAUUUUUUUCUCUCUAUUACGAACAUUGCUCCUAGUUCAGCCUUCGUAGAAUCGUUAGCUUUUAAGUGAUAACUGAAUAAUUUUGUAAUUUGGAAAAUUUUGAUAAGAGGUCUCUAAGAGAAAAUUUGUCCGAAAGAAUACAAUAUACCACGUUUUGUAUACCAGGCAACCAGAAGAAAUGGCAUGAAAUUAUCAGUAUAACAACGAUUACUCCUUUGACAGCAUAUUUCAUAUUUUGGAUAUAUAGACACGAUUUAAAAAUUUUGCUUUGAUUACAUUUGUUCUUACACAGAAAGUUGUAGUUUUUGCAAAUAGCAUUAUAAGUUUUACUGUCGCUUCUUAUAUAUAAAUUUACUUCACGGAAUAUCAACACAAGAAAUACAUGUCAUGAUGAUAAUACGAUUCACGAUACACAAGUCAAUUGCGUACAUUGAAAUAAGAAAAUAACAAAACACUCCAUCGCGAUGUUCAACUGUAGAAUUAUGACUUUAAUGUUGUAAAUCAUUGUUAUUAAUGUUAAUAUUGAAAAUUGCGUGAAAGAUUUGUUUUUUAGCCCAAAGUUAUGUGCAUAACUCAAGUCUUGGUGAAACACAAUAUAGUAUGUAUAUUAAUUAGGCAGUCUUAAAGUCCAAUUGAUUGAAUGCAAACUGGGCAUGUUUAAAAGGGUAGUAGAAUACAUGAGGGCGUUCCUAUUAGAUUCCUCAUUUUGAACGGCUGGAAAUGAAGAGAUUUCUUGUUGAGGUGCGCAUUUUAUCAAAUCACUGCAUUUAUUUCAAUCUUGGUCUGACUAAUGUGUUAUUACACAGAAACACAUCUUUAGCCUAAGACAAAAGUGUAGCAUCCUGCCUUUAUUGGCGGAUGUAAAUAACAUCUGUCAGUAACUAUUGUGCGAUUUGUUUCAGUUUUUCUAAGGAAAGUUUUUUUAAGAAAAGAAAGAUGAUUAUUGGAGCUUGCAAAUAACAUUUGCAACAUUGAAAAGUAAGAAAUAUGUUUUAUCUUGUGCUGUUGUGUGUGGGUGUCUUUAAAUGUAAUAAAGUUUAAUAGAAACUUUGAAGCAGAGAGUGUAGUUGUUUUUUGUAAUGAAUGGUUUCUCCUCAAAUAAACUAACAGACACAUUGCAUUUAA
Messenger RNA from Cryptotermes secundus, 14697 nucleotides. It is a transcript of the gene dati, whose product is annotated as zinc finger protein 384. Gene Ontology annotation, biological process: regulation of transcription by RNA polymerase II. The record is from RefSeq and is a predicted model, not a curated record. The coding region runs from base 1531 to 3906 and encodes 791 amino acids. Gene Ontology annotation, cellular component: nucleus. Lineage: Eukaryota; Metazoa; Arthropoda; Insecta; Blattodea; Kalotermitidae. The transcript has 8 exons. Gene Ontology annotation, molecular function: RNA polymerase II cis-regulatory region sequence-specific DNA binding; DNA-binding transcription factor activity, RNA polymerase II-specific.